AUGAGCUGUAUUGUGGACUCUGCGGCCAUUUCGCCUAACAACCAGCGGUUAGCAUCAGUUUCGGGAGAAAACACUAUUCAGAUAUGUAAUAUAAAAACGGGACAGGUCACACAAAGAUUUAAAGGUCAUAAAAGUGAGAUUAAUUCAAUUGUCUUCUCACCUAACAGCCAGCAGCUGGCAUCAGCCUCAGCUGAUUAUCACAUAAAAAUCUGGGACACAAAAACGGCAACUUGUGUGCAGACUCUUAUGGGCCAUAAUAAUAUAGUCAACUCAAUUGCUUUCUCGUCCAACAACCAACAGCUAGCAUCUGCGUCCGAUGAUAAGACAGUUAAGAUCUGGGACAUAAGAACAGCACUAUGUGUACAGACGCUUAAAGGCCAUAUCAGUAUAGCUACCUCAGUCGCUUUCUCGCCUGAUGGUCGACAGAUAGCAUCAGCCUCGGCUGACCACUAUAUUAAGAUAUGGGAUUCAAAAACAGGGAGAUGCCGACAUACGCUUGAGGGCCAUACCGAUGCAGUUACUUCAGUUGCCUUCUCGCCCAACGGCAAACAACUAGCAUCAACAUCAUGCGAUCACUCUAUCAAGCUUUGGGAUAUGAUAAUAAGCAAAUGCGCAAAAACACUUGAAGGCCAUGGAAAUACGGUUAACUCAGUUGCCUUCUCGCCCAGCGGUCAACAACUAGCAUCGGCGUCGUGGGAUUGCACUAUUAGGCUUUGGGAUAUAGCGACAGGAGUCUGUGUUGUACAAUUUGAGGGUCAUAAGAGUAAAGUUAACUUAAUCGCUUUCUCGCCUGGCAGCAAAGAGCUGCUGUCAGUCUCAGACGACAAUACUAUUCGGCUCUGGGACAUAGCAGCAGGUGCAUAUGUCAGGACA
Messenger RNA from Trichoderma asperellum CBS 433.97, 873 nucleotides. NCBI's taxonomy places the organism in Eukaryota, Fungi, Ascomycota, Sordariomycetes, Hypocreales, Hypocreaceae. The record is from RefSeq and is a predicted model, not a curated record.